Phycomyces blakesleeanus NRRL 1555(-) is the source of this 609-nucleotide messenger RNA. RefSeq lists its product as hypothetical. Bases 1 to 609 code for a protein of 202 amino acids. The transcript is spliced from 9 exons. The record is from RefSeq and is a predicted model, not a curated record. NCBI's taxonomy places the organism in Eukaryota, Fungi, Mucoromycota, Mucoromycetes, Mucorales, Phycomycetaceae.
AUGUCUUGUAAUAUGAGCGUCAUAUUGAAGGGCAAGAUGGUUAUGCUACCAGAGAGUGGGUUCCAGACCAAGGAACGGAGCUCGUUUCAAACCUCAGCCACGCACACAUUAAUAUUCCGAGUAAUCAUUCAACAUUUGUAUGCAACACCAGAAUUGUCAUCUAAUGUAAGUACCACAAAGUGCAUUUUGAUGAUUAAGGAGAGCGCAUUAGAUGGAGCAGUUUAUUUUUGUAAUUUAAGUUUAAUAACAAACAAAAAAUGUAUUCAACUUAACAAUAAGCGAAACAUUACAAGUCUUCUAGUAUUCUCAAAUUUCUCGGUUAUGGAAGCGACAGGUGUAUCAGCGUUACAGCUGCUUGAGCCAAAAGUAGGUGUCAGAUUAUUGCAUGGAUUUGUGUCUCCCAUAAAUUGUUUUUGGAGUAUAAUGCUAUCUUGUCAUGCACCGGAAUCUGUACUGGUAGCUGUCACUGUAUACAUGAUAUGCCGCGCUUACUGGAACUUCGCUUUUGAAGAGUUUCCCUUGCUUAACAGCGUUGUAGCGAAAAACACCUCUAGUGUAGUAUCCCGUAGUUCUGCAACGAGGACUUCCGACAACAAUUCACCUCAUUAG